AUGAGCACAGCAUAUCAACCUGCGAUGCCGACUUUUGAGGGCCGUACAUUAUCUGGGUACCCCUCAGCAUUAUCUCAUUCUAGCCACAUCAAGCCGGUUGUGGAUGAUGCAAGAAGUUCUCACCAGUACCGUUAUGCAUCCCAACAAGUCCAGCUCCGAAAUGGACCCUAUUUAUCGACAGAACCGGCCGCAGAUCCGAUGUUGCGUCAACCUCCUAGUUCCUUAACUCCUGUUACGGAAUCUUCAGUAGCGGCUAAGCGCUCUCAUUCGACCACUCCCCGUAGAGGCUCAGAAACGUUGAUUUACCACAGCUUGCAAAUGCCCAAGUGUAUUAGUCAUACUGGAGGAAACCUAUCCGACUUUGCUGCUCAGUCUAUUGACGAGCUGAAGAAAGCUGAAUCGAUUCGAUCACGACAACCCAACGCAUCAAUCCAGCGACUCCCCGCCUUGGCAAAGCCUCAUGAACAGUUUCGAAAAUGGGUAUACAAUGUUCUGUCAACGACCCAAGUCACCCAGAAUGUCAUCUUGUUGGCCCUGUUGUUCAUAUAUCGUUUGAAGAUGUCGACACCGCAGAUAAAGGGACGUGCUGGUAGCGAAUAUCGACUUUUGACAGUGGCGUUGAUGCUUGGGAACAAGUUUCUGGACGAUAACACAUAUACCAACAAAACCUGGGCGGAGGUAUCUUGUUUCGCUGUCCAGGAAAUUCAUGUGAUGGAAGUAGAGUUCCUCAGCAACAUGCGAUAUAACUUGUUGGCUUCAAAGGAGGAAUGGGAGCAGUGGAUUGUGAAACUAUCCUGUUUCCAUGAUUAUUAUGAGCGAGCUUCCAAUCUUCCAGUAUCUCCCGUUCAUAUCCCUUCUCCUAGUCACAAAGCGCUAUAUUCGCCCCUUCCGUCGCCAACUGGAACUGGAAUCCCGCCAUUCACGCCUUCGACCAAGUUUAAUCUCUCACCGAGUUCGAGACAUUGUCAAAAUGUGUCGGCUUACCAGUCCAAUGCUACAUCCCCACUGGCAUCGAAAAUUUCGAUCCCUGUACCAUCCUCUCGCAAACGAAGUCCCGACGAGGAUCUAACGGAGCAUCCUGCUAAACGAAUGGUGCAUUCAGCCGCUGCACAAAUUGUCCAAGGAGCCUCCAGUACACGACUGAAUGGACAUGUUGACAGUACCAGAUUACCAGUUCCUCACCUAACUGUGGUGACGAGUCAUAGCCCCGAUCAGUUCGCAACGGGCCAAAAUUUUUCCUCUCAAGGCUCGGUUCCAUCUGCAUCUCAACAGGUGGUAUCUCUACCUCCUCUUCAAUCGGGUGUUCGAGCAAUGUCAACUGUCUAUCAGACUGGUACGCCGUCUGCCGUGGCCUUGCAACCGCAAUCCGUGUCAGCUUCUUCUUCAUCCGCAAUAACCGGAUCUACCUAUCCAAUUACAGGCUUGCCGAUACACCCACAGGUGCCCUAUGGUACUCCGACGAAGCACCACAGCCCUAGAAAUAUGGCGCCUGCCUAUGGUUCCUCACCACUGGUGGAAGCUUUCGGGCCUGGAUCCGCGGUUCACACGCCUAUCGCUCAUACUCCGAUAUCGAAUUCGCCAAGUGUGUAUUUGCAGCAUCGGGCUAGCCCGUACAAGCCCAUCCGGCACGUCAACAGGCUUCUUUGUCCGCCACCAUCGGCGUCUCUUGACCAGUAUCAUCUUUCGGUUCCAGUCCAGCCGAAUCAGAUGCACUAUCAGCCACUAGGUCGGCGACACGAUCUACGAACCGGCAUCGUACCUGAAUUUUUGGUCUACAAUCGAGGUCAGCAACAGCAUCUUAUACCACACGGUCCGCACCAGGGCCACUUUACGUCCUAA
Messenger RNA from Metarhizium brunneum ARSEF 3297, 1839 nucleotides. The record is from RefSeq and is a predicted model, not a curated record. NCBI's taxonomy places the organism in Eukaryota, Fungi, Ascomycota, Sordariomycetes, Hypocreales, Clavicipitaceae.